GUGAAUAAUCGGUCCUUAAAAACACCAACAGCAAUAACAGUUUUCCUGACCUCCAAACUUCGCUCUUAUUGGAUUGAAGAAACAGGAGAAACUCAGUCCUUUUGAAUAGAUUGUGUUCGCGAUGAGGCUUGUAACUGGAGAUGAAUGCGGGUUGCUGAAGGAAGUAAUACCGGAGCUUGGCCGGAAGAAGAAAAAUCCGAAUGCUCUCAUUCAACCUCACAGCGCUAUGAUCGAUGUCACGACAACAGGCAUGUCGAGAGUUGAUCCAAAAGAACCACAGAAACGCGUCCGAGGUGUGGUCGAUAUGGUUUGGAUGGAGGAAGGCGACGAUUUCAACUCUUCCUUCAGUGUUUUGCGAAAAAAUGGAUCGGUGGAUUUAUGGACUUCAAACAUUGAAAAGAAAAAAUCAUUUGGGCAAUACUCCCUACAGCAUUCAACAGCGAACAACAUUUUUGGAACCGAAGACAGUCCUCGUCCCCUGGGGAUCGGAGUAUUUCACGAACAGAAUCGACUCGUUGCCGGAGAUAUGCUGGGGAACAUCGCCGUCUUGGACACUAAGAAUGAGGACAAAUACGACAUAGUCCAGACGUACAAUUCGUAUACUUCGAACAAGGGGGGGAGCACAAUAUCUUAUACACCAGGAAAAAUGGAAAACGUGCAGCUUGCUACUGCUAUUGCGUUUGAUACGGCUCGUGGAAGAGCUGCCCUUGGAGGACGAGAACGAGAGGUGUGUCUCACAGAUAUUUCGACCGGGAAGCUGGUUUUCAAAACAAAAAACACGCCUCCCGAUCCGCAGACCUUGCUUCAGCAACCCGUUUGGCCAACCGCGAUCCAAUUUCUCAACAAGGACUCGAACAUGAUGGCCGUUGGUACAGCGUACAAGCAGGUUCGUAUCUACGACGUUCGAGAGAAUUCCAAGACACGACGACCGACAAGCCUAACUCCGGAAGGAUUGCUGGAUUACCGUGUUACUUGCCUCUGCCAGAUCGAUGAACACGAACUCGUCGUUGGCGAUGCCUCGGGCGACAUUCACACCAUUGAUAUCCGAAAGCUUGACAGGCGAUCCAAGGGGCCCGCGAACAAGAAUUUGGCGAGGUAUGCUGGCCCAGCUGGCUCCGUCCGGCAGCUCAAGAAACACCCUACUCUGCCUCGAUUGACAGCGGUCGGUCUCGAUCGGAUGCUUCGGGUGUACGAUACCAAUACAAGGAAACAACUCGAUUGUGUGUACCUCAAACAGCGAUUGAACUGCGUUUUGGUCCACAAAAACGACAACUGGGCAUCGUCCGACGAUGGCGGAGUUUUCAGCGACGACGACUACGACGCAGACGAUGUCGACAUUGAUCAGGACGACGUGGUUCGAGACUAUGUCGACUCGGACGACUCGGAUAAUGACGAAGGAGAUUCGGAAGUAGACUCGGAAGAAGACAGUGGUGCCGAGGACCGGCCAAACGAUGGCGGAGACAGCAGCGAUGCCGAGGAAGGGAGCUUUGACGAGGAUAGUUCGGAGGAAGAAAUGGGUGACGAAGACGACGGCGACGACUCCGAGGAAUCCGAAUCAGAGGAAGAGGAAGAGCAGCAGUCAAAAAGGAGGAGGCGCAGAUAGUGUACUAGUAGCAACUAUUGAAAAAUAGAGUUUUCAUAUAGGUGCGGAAGAAGACUAACGGUACUAUCCUAGGAUUUCCUUCUGAUAGCAAUAAACCAGAAGUUUGACCUUUUGUUUCCUCUUCAGAGGCCUGUUGAUACUAGCUAUUGUGUUGUACUUAUUAUUGCACGAUCUCACGAAGGAGCCUUCGGUGGAAGUUGUUGUUACAUUAGUUGUUAGUUGCUAGAAAAAGAUCAUGGUACGGUACUUCGUUCGGUACACGGAAACGUGAACGUUUGAGUAGCCGUUCCUGGAUGAUGUCGUCUGUUUCCGUACGGCUUUCACACGUUUCGAGACGGAAAAACUUCGUUUUCUCGGCAGCCUUGAUGGAAACGCAAAGAAUCAUCAAAAACAACAAACGAAGCACCGUCGAAGCAUUUGUUCUGUGAAACGAUACCGUCUUUCUCCGCAACAACGCGGCACCAACAUCCAAGCCUAGUUCAGGCUCGCCGUUUCGCUGCUUUGGGUCUGGUCGACUCAUUGUGCGAACAACACCGACCGGUGCAUUCAAGAUGGCGUUGCACGAGUCGCUCACUGUUUUGAUCCAGGUGCGUCGCGAGCAGGAGUGAGAGAGCGAAUGGUCCGUGCAAUGUUCCCGACCACGGGGUCGCGAUCGCACCCACCGAUUCGCAGUGGAGAUUUCCUAGAGGGAAUCCGGAAUCCGUUCCGUCGUUUGUUCAUCCAUUUGUUUGUUUGUUUGUUUGUUUUUUCGUGUCGUUUCGUUUCGUCCUUUUCUGCCGUGGCAGACGUCACCGAUCCCCUCCCACCCGUCGACGGCACUGCUCGAGGCCUUGUUCCGGUCCUUCGAGAAGGCGGAUGGCCUGCUCGAAUCUCGGAUCGUGAUUUUAGCGGACGGAUGCGAGGCGCUGGGUCACGACGGGGGAAGCGCGACCCCGACCGAAUCCGGCAAACAGGCUACCGAGAACAUCAAGCACGGCAGGUGCUACUCUCGGACGGCCGAGAACUACCUGCGGCACCUGGAGCUGCUGGAGCGAGCCGUUCGGGAGGGAACCCCUCCCUUUUGUCCCCGCGCCGGGGGCAGCAUCGAGCUGGUCCGGCUGGAGUCGAGGCACGGGUCGGCCCCCGCCAUAGAGGCGGCAAUGGCGCGGUGCGUUUCGACGCCGCUCGUGAUGAUCUGCCAGCACGACAACUUUUUUGUCAACGAGGCACCACUACGGGGGGUGGUGGCGGCCCUCCUGGAGGAACCGAGGGGCCUCGGGAUCGAUGCAAACUGCGUCCAUUUCCUGUCGACGGCGACGCUGAAUUACCGGGAAAAGAUCCAGAGGCGGUACAAACUGGACAUCGGAGAGCCCCGGAGGGUAAAAGCCCUGGAGGAUCCCCUGGUCCCGCUCGUCUUCUGGUACGGGAGAUCCCACGUUGCAUACAGCGAUUAUGUUCGGUCGCACUGCCUGAAUCGGGAACUCGCAAGGGGGAGCCACCUCGAAGAAUUGCUCGGAGAGAAGCAGCUGCACGACAUUGUCGAGGUAGGGAUGGAGGCCCACAAAAAGUACGGGACGUAUGUUCUGGACCAGGGGUUUGAGGUAUUGUACCACAUGUCGGGGCGACGGGUGCGGGCGGCCGAUCCGAGCGAUGCCACAGAGAACUUUGGCCAAAAGGAUUCCUCGAUCGAGAACAAGCAACAACAACAACAACAACAACAUAAUCAUCGCCAGCAGCAACAACAACCGCUCGAGGGAUCCUUCACCACCGCUCGAGAAACGAGGGCCAGGGUGCCGGGGCUGGCUUUUUUCGCUCCGGAUGGCGAAGGUGCACCGAGAACCACCGCGCCGGCGAACCGAAAGCCAUUCAAGCAAAGGUGCUUUCACUGCGGAGAAAAGGGCCACAGCAAAAAGUUCUGUCCGAAGCGAGAAGUCUCCUCUCUUCGGAACGACCACGCGCCCGAGAUCAUUGAGCUCUGAGAGGAAUGGGAAGCCACGCACGAUCCUAACCUUCCGACAGGGCUUCCACUGAAGGAAACGUCCGGCGCAAGAGAAUGUAAUAUGGCUUUUGGUCGGACGAAGGAUUUUAGUGUG
Molecule: messenger RNA, 3675 nt
Organism: Pseudo-nitzschia multistriata
Lineage: Eukaryota; Bacillariophyta; Bacillariophyceae; Bacillariales; Bacillariaceae
Source: the annotation of a GenBank genome assembly